Molecule: messenger RNA, 4482 nt
Organism: Pteropus alecto (black flying fox)
Lineage: Eukaryota; Metazoa; Chordata; Mammalia; Chiroptera; Pteropodidae
Gene: IRAK3
Product: interleukin 1 receptor associated kinase 3
Exons: 12
Coding region: 1-1701 (566 amino acids)
Biological process (GO): intracellular signal transduction; interleukin-1-mediated signaling pathway; negative regulation of interleukin-12 production
Cellular component (GO): cytoplasm; plasma membrane; nucleus
Molecular function (GO): protein binding; ATP binding; protein serine/threonine kinase activity
Source: RefSeq, a predicted model, not a curated record
AUGGAAACUGCUGGAGCGGAGCGACUUUCAAGCAGUUGGCUGGAUGUUCGUCACAUUGAAAAAUAUGUAGACCAAGGUAAAAGCGGAACAAGAGAAUUACUUUGGUCCUGGGCGCAGAAAAACAAGACCGUCGGUGACCUUUUACAGAUUCUCCAGGAGAUGGGGCAUCAUCGAGCUAUCCAUUUAAUUGCAAACCAUGGAGCAGCCUUGAAUCCUUCAGAGCAGAGUCAUCAGGGAGAUGGAUUUCCGAAUAUGUUCUCCAAGGAAACAGCCAAUGUCACAGUGGAUAAUGUUCUUAUUCCUGAACAUAAUAAAAAAGGAAUAUUGCUUAAAUCCUCUAUCAGCUUUCAAAACAUCAUAGAAGGAACCAAAAACUUCCACAAAGACUUCCUAAUUGGAGAAGGGGAGAUUUUUGAGGUGUACAGAGUGGAGAUCCAAAACCAAACAUAUGCCAUUAAAUUAUUUAAACAGGAGAAAAAAUUGCAAUGUAAGAAACAGUGGAAGAGAUUUUUAUCUGAGCUUGAAGUCUUACUACUAUUUCAUCAUCCAAACAUACUGGAAUUGGCUGCAUAUUUUACAGAGAGUGAGAAGUUCUGCCUGGUUUAUCCAUAUAUGAGAAACGGAUCACUUUUUAACAGAUUGCAGUGUGUAGGAAACACAGCCCCACUUUCUUGGCACAUUCGAAUCAGUGUAUUAAUAGGAACAGCCAAAGCCAUUCAGUACUUGCACAACACUGACCCGUGCUCAGUCAUCUGUGGCAGUAUAUCAAGUGCAAACAUACUUUUGGAUGAUCAGUUUCAACCCAAAAUAAGUGAUUUUGCCAUGGCUCACUUCCGACCCCACCUAGACCAUCAGAGCUCUACCAUAAGCAUGACCAGCAGCAGCAGUAAACACUUGUGGUACCUGCCAGAAGAAUAUAUCAGACAGGGCAAACUUUCCACCAAAACCGAUGUCUACAGUUUUGGAAUCGUUAUAAUGGAAGUUCUGACAGGUUGUAAAGUGGUGUUAGAUGACCCAAAGCAUAUUCAGCUGAGGGAUCUUCUUAUGGAAUUGAUGGAGAAGAGAGGCCUCGAUUCAUGUCUCUCAUUUCUAGAUAAGAACGUGUUUCCCUGCCCUCGGAAUUUUUCCGCCAAGCUCUUCUCUUUGGCAGGCCAGUGUGCGGCAGCACGGGCAAAGUUAAGACCAUCGAUGGACGAAGUCCUAAAUACUCUUGAAAGUACUCAAGCCAGCUUAUAUUUUGCCGAAGAUCCUCCCACCUCCCUCAAGUCCUUCAGGUGUCCUUCUCCUCUAUUCUUGGAUAAUGUACCAAGUGUUCCAGUGGAAGAUGAUGAAAGACAUUCACUGCUUUGUGAUAAGCAUUUGAAAAGAGAUAGAAUGACUCAGAAAGUUCCCUUUGAAUGCAGCCAGUCUGAAAUUACAUUUCUGGGAUUUGACAAAAAGACAGGGAGUAAGAGAAAUGAAGAUGCUCGCAACAUGCCCAGUUCUUCUUGUGAAGAGCGUUGGUCUCCAGAGCAUGCAGUUCCCUCCCAGGACUCAAGGGCCUAUGAUAUGAAAGUGGAUGCGUCUACAGAAGUUCCAGGCCAUUCUUACAGGAGCAGGCCAGUGGAGGCUAGCACUUCCUCCAAAUUGUUUUGGAAUGAAUGUGAACAGUACAAAGAGGAAUCAAUUUCACCAGAAGAUAAAGAAGAUGGCAAGUAUUAAUGAGGCACCUGAGGAUAGGUCCCGUCCUGGGAAGCCAUUGUCAUCAUAAGUAAUGCCAAGAGGAUGAUCAGUGGUGAAUCUGGGUAAUGCAGAUCAACAGUCUGGACAAUCCUAUCCUUUCUAACUCGCAAAACAGACCGGCUUCGAAGUUUGUUUUAUUGGCUAAUUGCCUCAUGAUCAAACCUAGGCUAAAUUAGAGCCGUUCGAGAUUACUUAAGAUCUUGGACAAGAUCUUAAUAAAAUAAUAAGUCAGGUUCACCUUUGGCUAUGACAUAUUCUGUAUAGAAAGGAGAUUCUUGUCCAAGAAUCUUAAGUAAUAGGCUCUGACUUCAGACAAACAAAACAAUCAAAACCUACCAAAGAGAAACUAGAUUCUGAUGUCUACUGCAUCAACACCAAGAUGAGUCCUCAGAGCCUCUAGUCUGCUAACUAUGUUCAGUUCAGUUGGAUUCCAUUGUGUGGUUUAGCUUGCUUGUGAAGGCUGCAGGAAUGUCUAGUUUGUAAAUGUUAAUAGAUGCCCUUUAAAGAACUGCCUUUUCAUUUAUUUUGAUUGACCCUUGGUACUUUUCUGUUUAUCCCUGUUAAGCCUGUCUGUCUGAAAAUAAGUCAGGUUCACCUUUGGGUAUGACAUAUUCUGUAUAGAAAGGAGAUUCUUGUCCAAGAGCUGUAUUCUGUAUUUAAACACUUAGGAUAGUUUAUAACACAUUGUAUAGUUAUUGACUGUUAUUACAAUUUCUUUUUUACAAACGUAGGAACCUGUUAUAUCCUGAGUAGAGUGUUUGAAAUUUUAAUCAAGUAAUUUUGUUCCUGAGAAAAUGGCUGGUCAGCUUUAGGUUUGAUUGUGCUUUUUCUUCUGCUGUUUACUGCAUCUCUCCCUUUUGAAGUCUUAUCCAAUCCUUCAGGGCCAUCCUUCUGGAAGUUUUCCUAACCUCUCCAGCAAGAAGUACUCACUUGACCAGCAUUUCCAUAGAAUUUUUUUGGUAUUUCUAUUUUUUACCAGUCACUUUCUGAAUUACAUCUAAUUUGUUUGUGUCAUCUUCUUUCUCUUACUAGAUUGUAAACUCCCUGUAUUAGUUUGUUAUUGUUGCUGUAACAAAUUAUUACAAAUGUAGUGGGUUAAAACAACAUAAAUGAAUUAUUUUACAGUUCUGGAAGUAAGAAGUCCUUGGCAUUCCUUCCAGAGGCUUUAGGGGGAGAAUUCAUUCCUUUACCUGUUUAAGCUUCUAGAGGCCACCUACAUUCUUUGGCUCAUGGCCUUUUUCUCCAUCCUCAAAGCCAGCAACAUAGCAUCUUUAAAUCUAGAUCUCUCUCUUUAUCACCUCUUUCUUGUACUUUGGCCCUCUCUCUUAUAAGGAUCCUUACGAUUGUAUUGGGUGCACUCAGAAAAUCCAGGAAAAUCUCUGCAUCUCAGGAUUCUUAAUUUAAUCACACCUACACUUUCCCUUUUCUCUUGUAAAGCAGUGUAUUCACAAGUUUCUGGGAUUAGGACAUGGACAUCUUUGGGGAGCUAUUACUCUAUCACAUUCCCUGGGUGUGUAGUGGCCAUACCUUCAAGUCCUUGUGUGUUAUCCUAUAAGGAUCAGGUGUUGCCUUAUCAAUUAAGUUGAAUUAAAUUAUCUCUAUGAACCCAUGUAAUCAAAAAUUCAGCUAUAGUAAACAUUGCUGAGUAGAUUAACAAAGUGAGGAUAAUGACUGUCUUUAUGAUGAUGGAUGGAAACACUCCAAGAAAACUAUUUCCAAAAGAUUUACAGAAUCCCCCUCUCCAGAACAUUUAUAAUAAAAGAGUAGACCUCUAGUUUUCUGUGCAUGAGGAAAAGGCACAUGCCUUCGUGUUUGUGUGUGUGUGUGUGAGUCAGUGUUGUUGGGUUAAUCAUACUUGGAUUGGAGUUCAGAUUCAAGAACAACUAAUCAAAAAAGGAAGUCAAUCAGGAAUCAGGGCCAAGUUAGCAGAGCAAGGUCAGAAACAUGGAACUAUAAUUCUGGGGAAAAGGAUCUCAUGGCAGAAUGUGAGGUUCAAAACACAAUAAGUCUUAGUCUAAUUGACAGGCCAAAAAAAGACCCCAGGUAAACAGUUGAGAGAGGCCAUGUUCACAGGCUGUGGUCUGUAGCGGACUUGGCUGUCCAGUGCUGUCUUCUCCAUCUGAUCAUGAUGUAUGUGUUCAAAUGCUUCCAAACUGUCCUCGUGCUAAGGCUAGUAGGGGGAAAGGGUUGGACUUGACUUCAUAUGAUUUUAAUUCUUGUGACCGGUCCUAGUGGGCAACUCUUGAUUACACAUGUUAAUGAAAAGCAGUAGUAAACGUCUUUGGCAUUUGGCUUUAUAUACUGCAGACCAUUCCAAGGUUGAUUUAGUUUAUUUAAGAGAUAUGGUCUGAAAGUCUUUUUGGCUGAAUUGGAGAAAUUAGCCUGGAAUCAAGGGAAGUUGCCACUAAUAAUUCAAAUGAGGUAAUCAAGAUAAUCAAGAGCUGACUCUAUUUUAAACUGUUUUUCACUUUGAAUCUGGACCCCACAGUACCUUCAGUGAGAGGCCAUUAAGGAAGCUCUGAUUAACAGCAGGCCUGUGCCAUUACUCAGCACAUGUGUAAUCUGUUGCUUUUAUGUUGAUUUGAAAUUGCUUAUUUGACUUAACGCGGUGUUUCUCGAACUCGAAUGUGCAUCAAAAUGAUGUGGAAGGCCUGUUAAAAACACAGAUUGCUGGGCCCACCUAGUUUCUGAAGCAGUAGAUCUGGGGUUAGAAAUCUGGCUUUUUAACAAGUUCCUGGUGCUGCUGCCACCGCCGAUGUA